Messenger RNA from Lizanozyma spartinae, 735 nucleotides. RefSeq lists its product as uncharacterized. The record is from RefSeq and is a predicted model, not a curated record. The coding region runs from base 1 to 735 and encodes 244 amino acids. NCBI's taxonomy places the organism in Eukaryota, Fungi, Ascomycota, Pichiomycetes, Serinales, Debaryomycetaceae. The transcript has a single exon.
AUGCCACUGGAAAGCGACUUUGAAUCCAAUUCUUCAGUAGAAAAUCCUAUUUCCAGAGAAAUAAGGAAGAUCUGCACCGAGGACUUAGAAUCCCCCAUACAGGAACGGUUGCUUGGAACCCCCCAAUUUAGAUCAACACCUAUACCAUCACCAUCACCAGGAAUCCGUAGAAAAAAGAAUCCAUUCAAUGGAGGUACAACCUGUAACCCGCUUCGGAUGAUCGUUUCACCUAGUUAUAGUUAUAAAUUAUGUAGGGCUCCAUCAGACCCAGGAGAGAUUUUGCGCUUAUUACGAAACUUGAAAGUUCCACAGUUCAGUGAACUUGGGGGUAGUGCGGGCCCUUCCGAUGAUUGUAGGAGGAGUAGGUACGAGGAAGAACAACUAAAGCACGAAUAUGAACAAGACACAGAUGAGGAUAGUAUUUCCCGGCUUUUACUUGAUGUUAUGAGGUUCAACCAUCAGUUGGACCUUUAUGAAUUCCGUAAAACGAUUUUGGUGGAUAAAUUAGAAGCCUUAAUUUUAGAGAGUUCUCAAACAAUACCACCUAGUGAUGGAAUUGAUUAUCAAGAUAGGGGUUAUAUUUCUCGAGAACAAACAGGGAGCUAUGACUCUGACCAAGAGAAUAACCCCCUCAAGUGGAGAACCAACCACAAGGAAAAUAACUUGGCUAAAGAAUCUUUAGGUCUUACCCCUAUAAUUCCUCCACUUAAGGGGAUAUUGAGGGUCCCGAAAUAA